Messenger RNA from Geodia barretti, 605 nucleotides. The record is from the annotation of a GenBank genome assembly. NCBI's taxonomy places the organism in Eukaryota, Metazoa, Porifera, Demospongiae, Tetractinellida, Geodiidae.
CCCUUUCGCAGUUAGUUUGCAGCUAAUUGAUCUGCCGGACGGUCGACCACUGCUCCGUGAGUGAAGGCAACCGAGCUGCGGUCAUGGUCCCUGGCGGACAGAAGUUUCAGGAUGAUACCUCAAGGAGAAGUAACUGCUCCAUUAUCGGGCAGCAGCACGGCUAAACUCCAGCUUUUCUACACACCGCGAGGCUCGGGCACCUCCGACCAGCCCCUCCCCCCUUUUUUCGUGCAGCGAAAACAACAAACUGGAGGAAGAUUUGAGCAUUCUCAGUCUUGGGAACUACAGUCUCCAGCAUACCCUGACGAACACCUGAGGGAGGAGCCAGAGGGACUGUCAAACUCUGCUCCAUAAUAACUGUGGGUGCUGUAAUUUGCACGCUCAACCCUUGGAGGAGCUCAAAACUAUGAAACUGAAAAGUGAACUGAACUCUAUCACCUACAGAAUAUCACAAGUUAUUAGCCCAAAAUAUUUGUGCAUGGAUCGGGCACUCAAUAUUCAUAAAAAAUUUUGAUAUCAAAACAACAAUUCUCCAGCCACUCAAACUUUUGUAAAGAGAAUCAAUACUAUGCACCACUACACGUUUGCAAUCCAGAAUCUCAGCU